AGAGCACAAACAGAGACAGAGAGAGAAAGAGAAGCAAAACCCAGAUAGAUUUCUGAGAGAUAAAAAAGAAAAAAAGAAAAAAAAAAAGAAUUAGCGAUGGAAGCCCGAGCAGUUGUUCCUGCACAACCAAGAGGGGCAGUUAAGGUAAAGAAUGAACCAGCACAAGGAAGGAACCGGAGAGCUCUUGGAGACAUUGGUAAUUAUGGGGUUCAAGCUUUGGAUGGAAAGCCCAAUGCCCAGAUUUCUCGUCCCAUGACAAGGAGCUUCCGUGCACAACUGUUAGCAAAAGAACAAGGGGCAGUAGAGAUAAACAAGAAGCCAGUUGUGCCAGCUUUAGACAAUAGAGUAGCCAUUAACAGAAGGCGUGUUACUGUAAAGAAGGUUGCAGAAGCUCAAAAGAGGGUAGAUGACAAGCCGAAUUCUGAUGAAUCCAAGACUGCAACCACGACAACUACUGAAGGAGAAAAGAUUGAAAGUGUUAGUGGAAGAAGGUCCAGAGAAGGGUCCUCAAGGAAGGAAGUGAAGACUCUCACAUCGAUCCUCACUGCUCGAAGCAUGGCUUCUUGUGGUGUUACUGUCAAGCCAAAGCCACAGAUUGUGAACAUUGAUGCCGCAGAUGUCAAUGAUGAAUUAGCAGUAGUUGAAUACAUUGAUGACAUUUAUCAGUUCUACAAGCUAGAAGAAGGAGAGAGUCGUGUUCGCGAUUAUCUGGACUCACAGCCUGAAAUUAAUGCAAGGAUGAGAUCAAUUCUGAUAGACUGGUUAACUGAAGUUCAUAGAAAAUUUGAAUUGAUGCCUGAAACCCUCUACCUUACCAUAAAUAUAGUUGAUAGAUAUCUUUCUCGGACAUUUGUUUCAAGGAGAGAACUUCAGUUAGUUGGCAUUUCCUCAAUGCUUAUAGCCUGCAAGUACGAAGAAAUAUGGGCUCCACAGGUUAAUGACUUUAUCUGCCUGUCAGACUAUGCUUAUACAGGAGAGCAGAUACUUGUCAUGGAGAAAGCAAUUUUGGGGAAGUUGGAGUGGUACUUAACAGUUCCUACGCCAUAUGUUUUUCUCGUUCGAUUUAUCAAAGCUUCUGUUUCACCAGAUAAAGAGAUGGAGAAUAUGGUAUUCUUUCUAGCUGAGAUUGGUCUUAUGCAUUAUCCAACUAUAAUUUUGUAUUGUCCAUCCAUGAUCGCGGCUGCAGCUGUCUAUGCUGCACGAUGUACCCUUGCUAAGAGCCCCUUUUGGAGUGAAACCUUAAAGCAUCAUACAGGCUACUCUGAAGAACAGUUAAUGAAUUGUGCUAAGCUACUGGUUGACUGUCACAUGGCUGCUGCUGCAGAAAGCAAGCUGAGGGUGAUUUACUGUAAAUUCUCAAAUCCCGACCGAGGUUCUGUUGCUCUUUUCACUCCAGCGAAAUGCUUUCAGGCCACAUGAUCAUGAAGAAAUGAUCAGAAUCUUAUUCUAUACUCCAUACAUAUAAUAAUAGUGCUGAACUGGAUAUCAGAAUCUUCUGAUUUGGUU
Quercus robur (English oak) is the source of this 1506-nucleotide messenger RNA. RefSeq names its product G2/mitotic-specific cyclin S13-7-like. The transcript is spliced from 10 exons. Gene Ontology annotation, cellular component: cyclin-dependent protein kinase holoenzyme complex; cytoplasm; centrosome. Gene Ontology annotation, biological process: mitotic cell cycle phase transition; regulation of cyclin-dependent protein serine/threonine kinase activity. The record is from RefSeq and is a predicted model, not a curated record. The coding region runs from base 97 to 1419 and encodes 440 amino acids. Gene Ontology annotation, molecular function: cyclin-dependent protein serine/threonine kinase regulator activity. NCBI's taxonomy places the organism in Eukaryota, Viridiplantae, Streptophyta, Magnoliopsida, Fagales, Fagaceae.